AUGGCAAGGCUUUGGUAUUGCGCACAGGAACAGUCUUUGAUUGAGGAAAAGCAGUUUAUCGUCUUUCUGGACAUGGAAGGCGAGAACGUGACAAAUGUUGCAACGAAUAGUGCAAACGAUACGCGAAGAUUAUUUCCUUGUUCAUUUUGCUCGAGAAAUUUUAAUAGUUCACAAGCUUUGGGAGGCCAUCAAAACGCACACAAGAAGGAAAGAACCGCGGCAAAAAAGUCUAAAAGGGCAUCAGAGUACACAAGGAACAACACAUUAUGUUCAUUUCCACAACCACCACUAAUUUUUACUCCAGACCACCAUCAUCAGCUUGGCCUUUUUAAUCCUUCCAUCUACAUAACUCCUCAUGCAGCCAGCCAUUACCAAUUUCCUGGCCAACAGUUUUCGAAUCAUUUUAGAACAAAGGGUGGACCUCGUUUUGAUGACAUAAUGUUCGGUCCUGCCAACUGCUUGAAUAGCCCACAUCAAUUUGAAGAGCAUGAACAAAGUUUCUUGAAUUGGCAAAAUAGUCUGCGAAUCAAUGGCUCAAGUGAAAGUUCUCCACAACAUCAAUCGACACUGAACAAGAGUCACAGUCAUGGAAGUGACGACAGGGAGAAAGAUCAAAAGCUUGAUCUUUCGCUUCAUUUAUAGAUAAAAGAAACCAAGGCUAAGCUAGAUAGGUGAGUCCAACAGAUGAACUAUUUCUUUUGACAAUUGUUUUUAUUGUUCUUGUUCUUUUUGUUGCAAGUCUGAAAAUGGAGUGUUACUGUUGGUUGUUGGGGGUCCAAAACAUUGCACAAACAGGUCUAAUUUUCCUUUGUGGAUGAACAUAUCUAACCUUC
Molecule: messenger RNA, 833 nt
Organism: Ilex paraguariensis (yerba mate)
Lineage: Eukaryota; Viridiplantae; Streptophyta; Magnoliopsida; Aquifoliales; Aquifoliaceae
Source: the annotation of a GenBank genome assembly